Capsicum annuum is the source of this 378-nucleotide messenger RNA. RefSeq lists its product as uncharacterized. Gene Ontology annotation, biological process: chromatin remodeling. Gene Ontology annotation, cellular component: nucleus. The coding region runs from base 1 to 378 and encodes 125 amino acids. The record is from RefSeq and is a predicted model, not a curated record. The transcript has a single exon. Lineage: Eukaryota; Viridiplantae; Streptophyta; Magnoliopsida; Solanales; Solanaceae.
AUGUCGAUUAAGGUGGUUAUUGGAAGGUCUGCGGUGAAUGUUAUUAGUGCCUACAUUCCACAAGUAGGCUUGGAUAAGAAGGAGAAAAAGGUAUUUUGGGAGGUGCUUGAUGAAAUGGUGAGAUUUACUCUGAGCUCGAAGAAGCUUUUCAUUGGAGGAGACUUCAAUUGGCAUAUUGGAUCUGUAUUGGGAGGUUAUAAUUAUGUGCAUGGAGGUUUUAGUUUUGAGGAACGAAAUGAAGGAAGGGCUUCUCUUUUGGAUUUUUCUAGUGCCUAUGAGUUGUGGGUAGCGAAUUUGGGCUUUUCAAAGAAGGAGGAGCACCUUAUUACCUUUCGUAGUUCGAUGGCCAAGACACAAAUAGACUUUUUCACUCCUUAA